This is a messenger RNA of Rhizoctonia solani, 636 nucleotides long. Its product is annotated as short chain dehydrogenase. The record is from RefSeq and is a predicted model, not a curated record. Lineage: Eukaryota; Fungi; Basidiomycota; Agaricomycetes; Cantharellales; Ceratobasidiaceae. Gene Ontology annotation, molecular function: oxidoreductase activity, acting on the CH-OH group of donors, NAD or NADP as acceptor. Bases 1 to 636 code for a protein of 211 amino acids. The transcript has 8 exons.
AUGUCUAGGGUAGCAAUUAUCACAGGAGCUGCUCAAGGGAUUGGAGAAGCAAUUGCCUGUCGACUGGCAUCCGAAGGAAUCAGCGUGGCUCUGGUAGACCUUGCUAGCAAAAUGGAUGCACUAGAUCAAAUAGCGAGAAAAAUUGGAAGCGAAGGCCGUAGAUCAAUCUCUAUCAGCUGCGAUGUAUCAAAAGAGAAUGAGGUUCAAGACAUGGUUAGGAAAACUAUCGAUAGAUUUGGAGGUUUAGAUAUUAUGAUCGCCAACGCAGGGGUCCUGGACUACUGUCCGUUAUUGGAGUUAUCCGAUACACUAUUGGAUAAAUACCUUAACAUCAACUUAAAGGGCGUACUAUAUUGUUAUCGCGCAGCAGCAAUUCAGAUGAUCAAACAAGGGCGAGGUGGGAGGAUUAUUGGAGCAAGUAGGGUCAAGAACUGUGGUGGCUAUUGCGUCUCAAAGUUCGGCGUCCGGGCGCUCACUCAGACCGCUGCUCUAGAGUGGGGGCAAUAUAACAUUACAGUCAACGCAUAUGCCCCAGGAUAUAUUGACACUCCAAUGGUUGCUGAAUCGGGUGGUGGCCUGCACGGAGAGAACUUUCUGCCUUUAUCAUUGGAAGCUACUGAGCAACUGUGGUAUUAA